Penaeus chinensis is the source of this 1412-nucleotide messenger RNA. RefSeq names its product pyrimidodiazepine synthase-like. The coding region runs from base 44 to 1000 and encodes 318 amino acids. The transcript is spliced from 7 exons. Gene Ontology annotation, cellular component: cytoplasm. NCBI's taxonomy places the organism in Eukaryota, Metazoa, Arthropoda, Malacostraca, Decapoda, Penaeidae. Gene Ontology annotation, molecular function: glutathione dehydrogenase (ascorbate) activity; glutathione transferase activity. The record is from RefSeq and is a predicted model, not a curated record. Gene Ontology annotation, biological process: glutathione metabolic process.
GCGUAAAUAAACACAAACGAAAAAAAAGAAAAGAUUGUCAGUCAUGCAACUGAUGAAAGCAAGAAGCAAGCACACGCAUAAACAGUUGCUUCUUGGCCUCUACCAUUUGUGGUGGGGACUCUGUGGGGCCCACACUCGCCUUGGAAGCAGAAUCUCGACUACAGAACCCGGGAAUAGAAGUGCCAUGAGCCGGACCCUAAUCAGCUGUUUGUCUCAGGCGAGGAAAGGGGCGGCAUCUCAAAUCAACUUUCCAGCGUCAUUAUCUUCUGUCAUGGAAACCAAGCAUCUUAGCACGGGAUCAACAUGUCCUCCUCAGGAGCCUGGAGUCCUGCGGUGCUACAGUAUGAAGUUCUGCCCGUUCGCACAGCGCACCAGGCUGAUCCUCGUGGCUAAGAAUGUGAAACAUGACAUCGUGAAUGUAAACCUGAAGACCAAACCAGAAUGGCUGUUUGAGAAGAACCCGCUAGGAAAGGUUCCCGCCCUGGAGAAGGAUGGGAAGAUGCUGUUUGAGUCCCUCAUUACCUGCGACUACUUGGAUGAGGCCUACCCAGACCCCCCCCUGUACCCCUCCGACCCCUGGCAGAAGGCACACGACCGGGUUUUCAUGGAACUGUGGUCGAAGGUGACAGGCCCGAUGUACAGAGUGUACUUUGCAAAGGGAGAUCAGGAGGCGCUUGCCAAGGCAGUUGAGGACGUCCAGGCUGGUUUGGGUCUUUUCGAGACUGAGUUGAAAAAGAGAGGCACCAUGUUCUAUGGUGGAGAGAAACCUGGCAUGCUGGACUACAUGAUUUGGCCGUGGGUCGAGAGGCUUCCAAUGGCAGAGAUGAUGGCUGGAGAUUUGAAGGUGUUCCAGCAAGAAACCUUUCCCAAACUGUUUGAAUGGGUGGAGAAAAUGAAGGAAGACAAAGCAGUGAGUGCAGUCUUCAUAAGUGCCGAGUCCCAUUUCAAGUUCCUGAAGUCACACGUCGACGGCGCUCCAGAUUACGACAUGGAGGUUUAGGGGCUUAAUCAUUCCGGGAUGGAGCGAAAAACACGUGAAAAUACAAUGGAAAUGUUGUUCAUGCAUAGGCAGUUUUCUGUUUGGAUUCUGUCAGGCUUUGAAUGACAUUGUUUAUGCUUCAUGAUUUGUUCAUUCAGUGGAUUAUUUUCAUAUUGAUAGGUUAUCUCUUUUUAAGAAGGUAUGUGUUUAUUUGGGAAGCUUAUAAAUACUUAUUACCAAUUAAAUACUUAGUUGUCAAUUAUAUUAUGAAGAAAAGCUUCUGUUUUCAUGUUGUUGUAUAUGAAUAUAUCCAUGUAUUAUGCUGAAUAUGUGUUGGUGACUAGAUGUAAGUCUGUCAGUGAUCAUUUAAGAUGUAAUAUUUUUCAAUGAGUUUAUGUAUUAAUAUCAGGAAUAAUAAUGUCAGUUGAAUAUA